Aspergillus steynii IBT 23096 is the source of this 3867-nucleotide messenger RNA. RefSeq lists its product as uncharacterized. Gene Ontology annotation, cellular component: chromatin; SMC loading complex. Bases 1 to 3867 code for a protein of 1288 amino acids. Gene Ontology annotation, molecular function: double-stranded DNA binding; protein binding. Gene Ontology annotation, biological process: maintenance of mitotic sister chromatid cohesion; mitotic sister chromatid cohesion. The record is from RefSeq and is a predicted model, not a curated record. The transcript has 7 exons. NCBI's taxonomy places the organism in Eukaryota, Fungi, Ascomycota, Eurotiomycetes, Eurotiales, Aspergillaceae.
AUGGCCUAUGGGCUGCGUCGCGCGGGACAGAAGUUCAAGGUCAUCUCCAAAAUGAACCGCUGGGUACGGAAUCAGGACGAGGAGCAGAGCGCGGAGGGCCAAUCCUCCAGACGAUGCCACCUCCUUGAGUUGCCCACCGAAUUACUUUUGGAGAUCGUUUCGCAUCUGCCAGUCUUGCCCGAGGCUUGUCUGGCCCUUACCUGUAAACGCCUCUACGCCAUCUUCGCUCCUAUUCUGGAUUCGAAAUCCCUCCACUUCAACCGAGAUUUUGCGCCGUUGUUCCAUCACUAUCGCAAUGGACAUAACUUUGUCACCCCACGCUGGCAGUUCAUCAACCUGCUCGAAACCAGCAGAUGGCGCGCUUGUUCAAAAUGCCUCAAGCUUCAUCCACGAACCUCGUUCCCCUCGAGAGAGCUGAAGAAAAAGCCCGAGGAGCGUGCCUGUAACCUAGGCUCUCUCGGUGGCAUCGUCGAUCUGUGUCCAUGCAAGAAGUUGACUUUCGCCGACAAGAUGGACCUGAUUAACCUCCUUCAAAUGCGCCGCAAGUCGGUGGCAGCAUUGGAAGUUCAAUUUGGACCCGGGGUCCAUGAACGCUUCUGCUGGCACUCUUGUACUGAGAACUAUGGGACGACUCGGUUGAAAGUCGACAUAUUCCCCGAACUCGUCGAGGACGAUCAGCUCUUGAUCAAAACGGAAUAUCACCUCUCUACGGGAUCCGGGCAGCUAGGAAAAGAAGAAUACAUGACACCUCGGUUUGGAUGUGCCCAUCGAUCGGUCGAUCUGUGGCUGUCCAGCGUCUGUCAAACGACUAUCUGUCGCCAGUUCGACAGCUUCUGUACCUCCUGCAAACGGAUUUCCAUCUGCAACACCUGCAAUUCCACCUUGAAAUGUCCUCGCAAACAGCCGUUGCGGGUCCAUCAAGAAUCAGGACAAGCCACGUACUACUUCUGGACGGAACGACGCCUCGGGGGCACAUCUCCCAUACCCGAUCAGACGUGGGCUGCACAACGAAUCCACCCCGCCGAGAAUCUAAUCGAUGUGGACAAUUGCAGUGAGCUCUGCCCGUGGACCGUCCGCGAGCACCCACCACUCAACAACGCUCCCAACUUAGGCAUGGAUAUCCUCGACAACGGGAUUCAGGAUCCAUCGAUGAAUCAGCUGAGACGCAGAGUGCAAGAGGCUCAUGAGCAUCAUCUGCAUCCUGGGGCGAUGAACUAUUCAGCACAUAACGGCCAGUAUCCCUCGCAGUACCUGCAGCAGCCCCCCAAUCUCCCGCCGCACCAGCAGACCAUCCAACCGCAGCAGCUACUGUAUAACAAUGCCCCCUCAACCGCCUCGCCAUACCCCUAUGGCAAGCCGAUGGUCUAUCCCCAGGUUAUGAUCCCGACAUACUCUCCUUAUGCGCAGCCCUACAAUCAACAGCCCCAGCAACCGCCCUCCCAACCCCAGCCGCCGCCACAACCACCGCCUCCGCAGCAGCAACAGCAGCAGCAACCACCCCAAUAUGUGAAUCCAUCCGAUAUCUUCCAGCAGCCGCUGCCUUCGAUCUCGUCUUCCUUCUCUACCCGUACACCCCCUCAGUAUGGAGGACCUCCGGCAGUGUCCGCUCCGAGUAGCACCAAUUCACCGGCGCUCUCGACUGCCGCUGUUGCGCCUCAGCCAACAACCAAUUCACCGGCACUCUCCACCACUGCUACACCCCAAGCAACGUACCAUACCACUCCCAGCGCCAACCAGGCCAGUCAACCCUUUGGGAAUGCCCCUCAGCCUCCAUCCAAUCCCCCGGCAGCAACGAGGCCGAAGCCAAUUGCCGCAAACCCCCCAGCGCCGUCGCCGAAGCUCAUCCCUCAAGUGUUAAUCCCGGCACCUUCCCCGGACGUGCAGCAAAAAAUGCCAAAGUCGCCCCCCAAGAAACAAACGCCGCGACCUGCAGCCUCGCAACCUGCACAGAAGCCGGCCAAGUCUGCCAUAGAUUACCAGGUAUUGCUACUGGCCAUGGCCGAUGAGUAUCUCAACGCAGCCCACGGUCACGGGACGACAGUCGCAUUGAUGAGGCGUGAGAUGGAAGUGGAGGAAUAUUAUAAACUAGUCGCCUCCGGUCUCGGUUGCCUAGAGGCCGUGCUCAAGAAUUGGAGGUUGCAGCCACGCGUCGAGGCCCUUGUACGGCUGCGGUAUUCACGCAUCUUGUUUGAAGAGACGGAAAACGACCUUGAGGCAGAAACCGCCUUGAGUAAGGGGAUUGAUUUGUGUGAACGGAACCGCAUGUUAGAUCUCAAGUAUAGUAUGCAGCAUCUUUUGGCACGGAUGCUGCACAAGACCAACCCGAAAGCAUCGUUGAAAGCCGUCGAUGGGAUGAUCCAGGACGUAGAAGCGUAUCGCCAUUCUGCCUGGGAAUACGCAUUCCGCUUUCUCCGAGUGUCUCUCUCAUUGUCAUCUCUCUCCCAUCAAGAUUCGGUCUCUGCGAUGCACCAUCUUCAUAAGAUUGCGAACAUGGCCAAUCGCCAUGGUGACAAAGCCGUUUCCUCGAUGUCGGCCGUAAUCGAGGCCUUAGCCCACCUGCAGCAGGGGACCAAUUUCGACUCCAUCGAGCAGGCACAACGAGCCGUGGCGAUCGCACGAAGUCACCAACUCAACGAUGAGCUGCGUCAGAUACCACAAUUGACCACGCUGGUUCAAAUGGUCGACAUUUGCUGCAGCCUUCUCGAAUACGAUAUCAACCAAGCCGCUCAAAAGCUGAAAAUCCUGCAAGACAUGAUGGAUGAGAGGUUAAAUGAUCCAAACUGGCGGCCUGACGGGUCAUUUUCUAUUCCUCUGAACGGCAAAUCGGCGGGCCCCUCUUCUAUCGACACAGGCGACAUUUUACAGGUUCAAAGCGGCACUCUGCUUUUGAGCUUCAACUGGCUGCCGCAGCAUGAUCUCUAUGCGCUUUGCUAUUUCCUCAGUUCCGUGACCCUCAGCUGCAAGAAUUCUCAUGAUGGUCGCAAGGCGGAAAAGUUCCUCCAGGAAGGAAUACGCAUGAUUCAAGGGAGCUUUAAAUCGCCACAAGAUAUCACCGAAUCAAUGGUCAGCGCAAAUAGACGCGUUGAAUGGCGCAGAACCUUGUACUGCAACCUACUUCUCCAGCAGGUAUUCCUUGCAUGUGGCCGCACGGACUGGGAUCUGGCAAAUAAGACAUUGAAUGAGCUACGACAGGAAGCGCACAAGCUGGGCGAAGGCCUUCCUAAUACAAUCCAGUGCUUGAUGGAGUACGCGGGCGGUACGAUUGCGCAAGCUACGGGGGAUCUGAAGACCGCACUUGGAUCGUUCCAGUCACCGACCCUCUCCCUGGCAUCAUUCCCAAGCAAGACCGCACGCAAUGACCCUUGUCGAGACCUUGCCAUCCUCGCCUCUCUCAACACGGUCCUUAUCAUUCGCGAGCCAACUCACCCUUCCCACUUCCAACUCCCGACCAUCCUGUCCGCUGUGGAGUCAUUCUGCAAAGGUAGCCCUAACAAGUACAUCCAAGCCGCUUAUUAUCUUGUCUGCGCAACUAUCCAAACAGACUCAACCAUCCAGACGAAGCAGUUCUUGCAACAGGCCUUGCAAUCGGCCACAGCUAUCAGCAACAGCCAGAUAACCUGCAUGACCCUAACAUUCAUGAGCUGGAAGUACUUCCGAGGUGUGGUCGGCGAGCAGGCCGAGAAGAGCGCCCGCGCAGGUCGCGCAAUGGCGAAGAAAGCCAACGACCGGCUCUGGGUCAGUGUCACCGACGAAAUGCUGGCCGAGACCCUUGAGCGACAAGGAAAGAACGAGGAGGCCAUGGGAGUGCGUGAUGAAGGCCAUCGGGUGAUGAUGGGAUUGUCACCGGCCUUGAAAAGAUCCACUUGA